Messenger RNA from Rubroshorea leprosula, 1023 nucleotides. The record is from the annotation of a GenBank genome assembly. Lineage: Eukaryota; Viridiplantae; Streptophyta; Magnoliopsida; Malvales; Dipterocarpaceae.
AGUCCAAAUCCUCAUUAGAAAGUCCAUACGCCGAGCGACACAGUGUUCCGGUCACUAGCAUCCUCCUCCGGAACAUCGUCGCAGUCACCGUUCCGACUGCUCACUGUUGUACACCACCCCCGCUCGGAGCUGUAAUCGUUACCCAAUUCAAUAGUAAAACUGAAGUAAUUUCUUCUUCCCCUUUUGUUUUCACACUUCCCCCAAUGUUAUCCACAAACCUUAGCCUCUUCCACCCGAAGCCCUCCCCGCUCUUUCCUCUUCCUUCCACCUCCCUCCGUUGCAGUGCCACCGGAGACAUUUCCUCCGGUCCGAUUUUUCCCAGGUGGUUCCAGUUUCCAACGAGUUCCGAGGUGUUCGGCGGCCUCCGAAUCGGACAGGAAUAUACUGAGACUGCCAGCGGCAUCGGCAGUGGCAGCGUGAAGGUGAAGAAGUGGUUGAGGAACAGAGAGAGUUACUUGGCUGAUGAUAGUGAUGCUCUUCCCCUCCCCAUGACUUAUCCCGACUCCUCUCCUGUGUCUCCGGAGGAAAUUGACAAGCGACUGCAGUGUGAUCCCCAAGUUCAGGACUGUAAGGAAGUGGUUUAUGAAUGGACUGGACAAUGCAGGAGUUGCCAAGGUUCAGGAUAUGUAAGCUAUUACAAUAAAAGAGGGGAAGAGAUGAUCUGCAAAUGUAUAGCUUGUGCUGGAAUUGGAUAUGUGCAUAAGAUAACAGCUCGGAAGGACAUUGAAGUGAUGGAGGAUUUGGAUAAUGGAAAACCUCCAUGAUGUCAGGAAUAUCUUUCUAUAUCUGCAAUGAGUUGUAUUCCUUUUUCCAUUUAUGUAGAUUAGCCUUUACAUGCUUAAAGGUUAUAGGCAGCCUCUCCCAAAAGUGAGUUUGGCUUAAAGAGAAUCUAGCUGACAGAUGCAAAGGAAAUAAUUGUUACUUUUGCAAAGAAUGUAUUCUUGUUCUUUUCUUCUCAAUCACAUCUUUGUUCUUAUCUUGUUACUUAAGAAUCUUUUUGUUGAAUGAAUGCUUGCCUUUUGU